Messenger RNA from Aspergillus brunneoviolaceus CBS 621.78, 1140 nucleotides. RefSeq lists its product as uncharacterized. The record is from RefSeq and is a predicted model, not a curated record. Gene Ontology annotation, biological process: positive regulation of transcription by RNA polymerase II. Gene Ontology annotation, cellular component: nucleus. The annotation marks the transcript as partial. The transcript has 4 exons. Gene Ontology annotation, molecular function: transcription cis-regulatory region binding; DNA-binding transcription factor activity. NCBI's taxonomy places the organism in Eukaryota, Fungi, Ascomycota, Eurotiomycetes, Eurotiales, Aspergillaceae.
CAAGCAUCCCUGCAAGAAGCUUGUCUACUUCGAUACUUCAUUGAGGAGAUUUCGCCCUGGUUCGAUCAUUGCGAUCAUCUCAGGCACUUUCGAUUGGAAGUCCCUCGGCGAGCACGGCACUGCUCGACCCUGCGAAACGCUAUUUUUGCUGUGUCGGCACGGCAUCUCGUACGCCUUCCCCAGUACAAAACCCCGCGGGGAUUCGUGUACCAUGGACAAUUACUCUCCGGUAUGGAAGAUGCCACCGCGGUUGAAUACACACUUAAGUGUAUACCCGACCUUGUCAAGUUUCCCGACGUAUCGGACCCAAUCAAUCAAGAAAAUAUUAUGGUCGCUGCAGUCAUCCUUCGCCAGUAUGAGGAGAUGGAGGAAGACAUGGACGACGACGGGCCUGCGGAGACUGCCGCCAAGAACCGAGUCAACUUUCUAGCCAUCACUCAGACAAUCAUCGAGUCCAUGAUGUCACAUCGCCUUGAACAGUCGCUGGCGACGGCAGCAUACUGGAUCGCCAUCAGACAGGAGGUAUACUACGCGCUAACGAGACAACGUGCACCGAUCAUGCAGUUCCAACCCCAGGACUGGAGGAGAGCAUCGGUCGCAAAUAAGUUCAUCAUGCUCGCUAGCGAGGUCACGAAGUGGUUCUGGGAAGACCGAUCGAUCGAUGAAUGGGAGCGGCUUGUGCGGUGUGAGCGGCAACUGGUGGACGCGUGUCGAAGCGAACUCGUGCCUAUCCUCGAAAAGCAAGCGGAGAAGCUGCAGGGCAGGAUUUUUCCAACCAUCUGGUAUAGCUCUGAGGAUCAGGUAACGGCCAGCCAGCACCUGGAGCUAUCUAGAAUGAUUUUGACUGCCGAGAGUCCGCACCUUGAGAACGCAAACCGGGCGGCACAUCGCAGGACGGAAUCCCUAGUCCGCUCCAUGGUUUUGAAGAUCUGUGGCAUUGCUUUGAAUCACAUCGAUUGCAAACCGGCUCUGGUCAAUGGUGUCAUUGCUGUGACUUUAUACGGGGAGUACUUCACGGAGGCUGAAGAACGAGAUGCUUUGGUGACAGAAAUCAUCCAUCGAGCUCAAGAAUUAAACGCAUGGCCGAUGCAAAAGCGGCAUGAGCGACUAAAACAGCGAUGGCGCUCCAUGGACGGAUAA